Molecule: messenger RNA, 2568 nt
Organism: Closterium sp. NIES-65
Lineage: Eukaryota; Viridiplantae; Streptophyta; Zygnematophyceae; Desmidiales; Closteriaceae
Source: the annotation of a GenBank genome assembly
AUGUCGGACUACGUUCCGCUGGCAGCCCAGGCGCGGGUGAACCUGACCGGUGACGCCACAACGCCGGCCGGCGUCCGCCCCACCACCAUUCCGGCAGUGACGCUGCGUCUGAUUUACGAUCUAAAUGCAUUGGCUGCAAUUCCCGUCGACCCUGACAUUCCGCCGCCACCUGUAGGCGAUCCCCAAAAGCGACGUCCUAUCCAGCCGGAGGAGGACUCCUCGUCUAGCGAUGAGGAGGAGGAACCCCAGCCCGGCCCGGGACCUAGACGCCAACGUCGGCCGCUCACUCGAGCCGAGAGGGAUCGAAGAGAGAUAGAGGCGGCGUUGGCCGAGGACGAAGCCGAGGAUAGGCUGCACGCGAGCGUCCCGCGAGGAGAGUUUACGGCGGCUGAGUUUGUGGUCGAGGAUCUGAAGAACAGCGACCCCGAAGUGCUGACAGCCAAUGCCCUUCGCCACACGGAGACGCUCGAGGAAGGGUCGUCGCUGCGGCAGUACAUAUCGUGGAUACUAGAUUACAAGCGGUGGGCGGUGGAUGCUCUUCCGUCAGAAGGUGACGACCUGGAGCCGGGGUCCAUACUCACUGACAAGGACGAAACCGGCAAGCACAUCGGCGAUGAUUUGGGCGAACGUUGGCACACCGCCCCGCGCCAGUUCAUCUGGUUGCACGGCCCGAGGACCAACGAGCCUCGAAUUCGCGCUUACGUCUUGUUCAGAGCGCGAGAGACCCUCAUCGAGGCAAUGAGGAGCGAAGAGGGCAACACCGCCAUGCGCACGCAGCCGAUCAAGCCUUGCACGGUCAACAUGCUACUCGGCCGCAUCAAGGCCCUUCAGAUGGCGGCCAGGGUAGAGGCGACCCUGUACAAGGAGAAGGAGCUGUACAUCAUGCAGGACAUCUCGGUCGUCCGGACGGAAGUGCGCGUCAUGGUUCGCGGAAAAAACAAAGCCGACAACAACGUACGCGAGAUCACGCUCGCCGACAUCUUUCUGUACCGCCUUGCUAGCGGGUCGUCGGUGAACCCUGACAACCGGCCAAUGGUCAUGGUCAUUGCGCAGCGCAACUCGAAGACGUGCAAGGACGCCCGUCUUCAUCACAGCUACGCGGCGAGGCACUUAGAGGCGGAACAGUGUGCUGUGGGCGAUACAAUCCUCUGGCUGCACUUCAUCUACGACCAGGUCCCCCAGAUCUUCGGCGUCCCCAUAAUUCCGCCGCUGGACGUACGCCGACCGGAGCUUUGGUACGACAAGCAUCUCUUCUUCGCCCGCUACGACAAGGAUCAGGGUUUGCUGCCGUCGUCGAGCCAGCAACGAAUCACUCGGCAGCUGUGGACGGCCAACAAGGUUUUCAUCAAGCACAACGUGCACGCCGCUCGCGCUGGCGGGGCACAAGAGCUGGCUGACCAAGGCACGCCGCGCGCCGAGAUAGCCGAAUUGGGUCACUGGGCUAUUGACAAGAUGACGAGGAGUUACAUCACUUCAAUUCCAGUCGGGGUGGUGAUGAGGAAGGCCGGCUACUCCGGAGCCCGAAGCGACUACUUCCUGGGCCGCAGCAGGCUACCUCCCAGCGCAGACCUCGAAAAAACCAUCGCCGCGCACAUAUUUCCCGGCGUCGAGGAACAGUUGGGGGCGGCGGAAGAGCUCGCACAAGGGCCUGAGGCGAACACGGCCGCGGUGCACUUUAUCCAGACCAUGCUGGAUGCACGCCGCAUUGCGGCCGAGGACCUCGCGGCGUGGGCGAAGGACAUCGAGAAGAUUGACACCGAGACGAUCGCCAAGCGCCGGUCGCCGAUCCCGACCCAGCCAGCUGAAAUCUCAGCCCGCCUGGACGCCGAAUUUCAAGUCGACCUUCUGAACGAGACGCUGGCCUACGAGAGGCACAAAGCGACGCUCAAGCAGAUGAAGGUGGAGAAGGAGCUCGAGGAGGCGCGUGCUGCUAGGCCGACGACCCUGGAAGAGGAGGCAGCUGCGGCCGCUAAGCAAGCUCAGUUGGACGCCGACGCUCACUACGAGGCCCUGGUUGUCGACCCAUGGAGAAGGGCCGAGACUGUGGCAGAGGCCUGGCGCUUCUGGAACUGCCCCACCACCACGGACCGCCGGCGUCUCUGCGACAGGAUCAACGAGCCAGGUUUCAUCGGGCGGCACAGCCUCCUGGGCAAGUCGUCGGCCAACGCAAAACAGGGUGAGAUGCGCCGAAUGAGGAGGGCGAUGGAGGCCGUGCGCCGCUUCCGCUCGUCAGACGGAGAGGCCGACACCGCCGCCGUCAUCAAGAAACUCGACGAGCUCGCUGCGUCGGGAAUUGUGACCUUCUGCGAUGCUCUCAAGAUCAUCGACGCCGACGCGCUUCCGAUACGCACGGAGGGGAACCUGGGCAUCAAGGGGCUUUCUGAGGGUGAAAAUCCCAAGCUGACGGUUGCUUGGGGACUGGUGGCGGCGGGAUACAUGACGCACAAGUGGGGCGAGGACAUGUUCCCGACCACGUGGGAAGAGCAGAAAGCUGUGGCGGCCGAAGCGGCCGCUGGAAGACCGCCGCCGCUGCCGACGAAGACGUCCAAGCGUCGGAAGCCGGGCUGA